GCCACUCUACCUCACACUAACUACUCUCAGUACUUCAUUCCCCACUGAGAACCGCACACCGUUCUUCUCCUUCUUCUUCUCACAUCUUCAUCAUUCCUUUUUCUUCUUCUCCUUCUUUUUAUUUCUUCUUCUUCUUCUUCUUCUUCAUCAUUCCAUAUUUUUCAUCGCUCAAAUCUCUUCCAAGUUUUCAUCUCAAUGUUAAUCGCAAUUUGAAUCAUUUCUCGGACAAGCUAGUGCUGAUUUUGAUUGAAAUCUGAAUCGCGCUCUAGUCAUCAGGAUGAAUUAGGAUUAUUAGAGUUUAGUAUUGGGAGUGGUGGUGUUUGCUUUAUUCUUCGUAUUUGUCUCUACAGACGAUGUUGUUAUGCUCACCGAAGAUAACUUUGAGAAGGAGGUUGGUCAAGACAAAUGAGACCGAACAAGGGGUUGCAUUAGCAAUUUUGAGGGCAGUGAUUGACUUCAAGAGGGAGCCAUGGCCGCAGAUAUCAGAUAGUGCUAAGAGCCUCGUGAGGCAGAUGCUGGAGCCUGAUCCUAAGAAGCGGUUGACAGCAGAGCAGGUUCUUAAACAUUCCUGGCUACAGAAUGCAAAGAAAGCUUUAAAUGUUCCGUUAGGAGAUAUUGUGAGGACAAGGCUUAAGCAGUUCUCUGUGAUGAAUAGAUUUAAAAAGAGAGUUCUUCGGGUGAUUGCUGAACAUUUAUCUGUUGAAGAGGGCUUGGUCCCACUACCAGGAUUAAACAAUGAAUCUUGGUGCCAAGGGCUAGAUGGAUUGGCUUCAAGAUCUGCUGAAUACUACAAGCAAGGUGCUCGAUUUGCCAAGUGGUAA
This is a messenger RNA of Arachis ipaensis, 821 nucleotides long. The record is from RefSeq and is a predicted model, not a curated record. NCBI's taxonomy places the organism in Eukaryota, Viridiplantae, Streptophyta, Magnoliopsida, Fabales, Fabaceae.